Diospyros lotus (date-plum) is the source of this 1701-nucleotide messenger RNA. Its product is annotated as ubiquitin-conjugating enzyme E2 22-like. Lineage: Eukaryota; Viridiplantae; Streptophyta; Magnoliopsida; Ericales; Ebenaceae. The record is from RefSeq and is a predicted model, not a curated record. The transcript has 7 exons. Bases 682 to 1482 code for a protein of 266 amino acids.
UCAGAACGGAAAUGCUGAUUCGUAGUUAGGUCUUUGGUGAUGCAUUACGUUAGGGUUUUGAUUCGUUUCUUCUGGUCUUGAUCCGAAUGGCGUUGCUCACAAGUCAUAUAAACGUGUUUAAUUAGGCCUUUCGUCUGUAUUCAUGGUUGAUGGAAUUAGUGACGUGUUUUAUUCGCAGUGUCUUCGUUUAAAUGUUUCAAAUGAUAAUUUAGUUACUUCUUUAUGUGCAAUUAGGAUUACUUGUCUGGUAUCCACUUUCCUUCCAGCUCCCCCUCCCUCAAAUCUUAAAGCUCUCAUUUUGGGAAAAGGGUAGUAAUUUGAUGUUUCAGUUGUUGAUUUUUGAUAUCUUGGCUGCAAUCUUGUGGAUCGUUGGUUGAGAUAGUAUGUUCUGUCCAAGUUCUUCUCUUUUGGUGUCCUUGAGGGGUUAUAACGAGAAAAAGCUUAAUUGAGGACUGAGGAAUAUAUUCAGAUAUUGUUCUUUCUCGUAAUGGUACGGUUUUUGAUCAUUUUGAUGUUCCCCUGCUUUCAGUUCCCCUUCAGCUCAGGAUUGCUCUGGUGGCGCCAACAAGUCUCUCUCAAACCCGUAAUUGGAGAACUUUUUGUGUAUAGUUGGCCAUUUUGAUAUUUAUCUCCUUGGUCACUGGGAUCUUUUGACCUCUACCCAUCAUUGCUUGUGUGGUUAUGGCAACCAAUGAAAAUCUUCCACCCAAAGUGAUAAAGCAACUUGCAAAGGAGUUGAAAAAUCUGGAUGAAAGUCCUCCAGAGGGCAUUAAAGUAGGUGUUAAUGAUGGCAACUUUUCAAUCAUAUAUGCUGAUAUUGAGGGCCCAACUGGAACUCCCUACGAGAAUGGUGUUUUUCAUAUGAAGUUGAUAUUGCCUGAUGACUUCCCCCAGUCACCUCCCCAAGGUUAUUUUCUGACUAAGAUUUUCCAUCCGAAUGUUGCAACCAAUGGUGAGAUUUGUGUCAACACAUUGAAAAAGGAUUGGAAUCCAAGUCUGGGCUUACGACAUGUUCUAAUUGUAGUCUGGUGUUUACUGAUAGAACCAUAUCCAGAAUCAGCUCUGAAUGAGCAGGCUGGCAAAAUGUUACUUGAAAAUUAUGAGGAAUAUGCCAGGCAUGCAAGGCUCUACACCGGGAUUCAUGCUCUUGAGCCAAAAUCGAAGUUUAAAACUGGAACUAUUUCAGGAUCCACUAUGGCCUUGAACAUGAAUCAAUCAAAUACCUCAAUUUGUAAUGUUGAAAAGAAGAACGCAGUAUCUGGUGCUGCAUUGCUAUUGCCAUCAACAUUGGCAUCGUCCACAACAUUCACCAAAGGUGUAGGUGGGGACGACCAGAUUGACUCGGCUGUAAAUCCAACAAUUGAGACAGGAAUGAGCGGUUCAACAGCAGCAGCAACCCAGAAGGAAGGUGGUGGAUUGGUGAAAGUUAAGGCAGAUAAAAAGAAAAUGGAUGCUAGAAAGAAAAGUUUGAAGAGAUUAUAAAGUUGGGAAAGGUAAUUGUUAAACUUUGUGGGGUUAACAUUCUGUAAAUGCUGAUGUGUAUACUUAACUUGGGACUUGGAUGAGAACCUUGAGGUGGCUGAGUUUUUGUUUGGAUUAAGAGAACUGACUCAAAUGAUUAUUCAUUGGUAAAGUUCUUGGGAUCAGCUUCUAUGGUUUCAUAUACAUUUUAAGAAAGAUGCAAAAAGCUCUUCUCCUCUC